This is a messenger RNA of Mercenaria mercenaria, 5901 nucleotides long. Its product is annotated as WD repeat-containing protein 97-like. Bases 191 to 5074 code for a protein of 1627 amino acids. Gene Ontology annotation, molecular function: protein binding. Lineage: Eukaryota; Metazoa; Mollusca; Bivalvia; Venerida; Veneridae. The record is from RefSeq and is a predicted model, not a curated record. The transcript is spliced from 30 exons.
CUACAACAACAACUUUUAAGAUGCGUCAUUUCCUGGAGAUUUUCAAAAUGGCGGAUAAACAAACAGAUUACCCAAUUUUUGUUUUUUAAAAAUGACUUUUCUUUUUGUUUAAUCGCCGUGUUUUCUAGGUCAGUAUGUAGCAGAUUGUUCAAAACUUUAAGGAAAGUGUAGCGGAAAACACCAGCUCACAAUGACGGCUAUAGCGAGCAUGAUGGUGAAGCAGACGCACACCAUGCUGAGUGAGGAGACAGAGGAUGAGGAGCCAAUGAGUAAGCAGCUAGAAAUUCUGAUGGAGCGUCGGCGACAAGAAGAAGUUCGUAAAGCUCGCUUUCAUUGGGCGCUGCUCCGCAGUUCCAUCAAAAAUACAAUAACUGCUGUGAAAGAAUCAGAUGAAAAAAAUGUUCUCAUAUCCCAUGGUAUACAUCAUCUACGGAAAAUGAAUCAUUCAACUGAACUGAAACAAGUCAUGUUUAUAAAGGAGUUAGAUGAGUAUUUGACAACAGAUGGGAAGACAGUACGUCUGUUCCUAUCUGAUGGUAGGAAGAAGAAGACAUAUACUCCAGAGGAACCUAUGGACCAUAUCUCAUACUGUUCAAGCUAUAAACAAUAUGUGGGCUGGAUUACAGGAGGCGAUGAAUUGUUUUUGAUGAACAGUGAGUUUGAGAUAAUAUCCCAGUCGAGAGCUCCCAGCAAGAUUGUCCUGGCAGAGUACAACAAACACACCAGUGAAUAUAUCACAGUGGGACCAGGAUAUUUUGUGACGUGGGCAUUUCGUUAUGGCGCACGACAUCUGAUCCCACGGAAGAUGAACCGUACAGAAUACAAAGAGAACAAUAUGUUCAGUCACAUGGUGCUAGAAGGAACGGCUAGUCGAUCGCAGAAAAUAUUCCUCUCUGUUCAUAACUCUGUUGUAGUAUACAAUGUGUUUGAUGGGAAACAGCUAUCUUACAAAAAGGACCUACAUGAGCGUGACAUCACCACCAUGACUUUCUUCAAUCCCCUUAAAUACCUUAUCACAGGUGCUCUCGAUGGAACCAUAAAAAUCUGGGACAACAAAUGGCACGUGCAGAUGGUGUUUGUGGGUCAUACAGGAAGUAUUAAUGCCUUAGAUAUUUACCCACACGGCUCUGCCAUCAUAUCUGCCUGUGCUGAUAAGACUAUCCGGGUCUGGAAUCUCGACACUUGUGAUGAAGUUGACAGAGCUACGUUGGAUGGUCCAGUGACAAGCUUACAGACAACAUUAGACUAUGACACUUUCUUCACAUUCUGUGGUCAGACAGUGGACAUGUGGAAGAUACAACAUCUUUAUCAAAUACACACAUCAGUUGGUCAAAGAGUUGUGAAGAUAAAGCAGACAAGUCAUCCCAAUUUUUCUACACGUUCCGUGGUGAUGAGCAGGGACAGUAGUGUAAGACUUGUCUCCCCUGUUUCUGGUGAUGUCAUCACUACGUUACUGCUGAGUCCAAACAAGGGCCUCGUUGAUGUAGCUUAUGCCAUAGAGCAAGAGACAAUGUUCUGUGUUUUGUCAAAUGGAGACAUCUUGAAGGUGAGGACAGACACAAAUCCCUGUCAUGUUGUGAAGCAGUGGAAGUAUGAGGAUCCGGAAAAAGAGGCAUGUAACUAUUUGUUCGUGUAUGAAUAUGUGGUGGAUAUUCAGCUUAAAACUGAUACGUGGGCUGCCAUUAAACGUGGCGUGACCACGAAAAGUCUGAACGUACCUGAAGAAGAUGAGGAUGAUGAUGAUGAUAGCAGGAGUCAGAAAAAGAAGAAAAAUAUGAACAGAACUCUUCUCUUGGGAGGAAGAAAAGAUGGAUAUAUAUGUGUAUAUGACUGGGAGACUGGCAAAGUGGAUUUCAAAAUUGAUGCUCAUGGAAGUAAAGGUGUGAUGAGUAUGAUUGCCAAUGCAAAAGUGGACCAACUAAUCUCUGCAGGCAAAGACAAUGUGAUCAAAGUAUGGCGUGUGUACCCAUUUGUACAGGAAGCUCUUGCACCGCUGAUGUCAUUUUUCUGUGCGCAUCUCCCGUUACAUAUGACCAUGAUCAAGACAAAUCUGUGUGUCGCCUUCCAGGAUCAUGCUACGGCAACAUACAGUGUUGUCAUGUAUAACCUCCGUGACAGAAUGUUUGGGACCGAGUCCCAUCUGGAUGCGUAUGAUCCGGAAAAUCGUUAUGAUCAUGAACCCGGAGACGACCAUGCGGAGACAAUUACUGGACUCAGUGCAUGCUCACGGUUGAAGCUGUAUGCAUCAAGCAGCUUGGAUGGUACUAUCAGGAUAUGGAACGAGACAAAUACUUUAGUCAGGUUGUUAAAGCUGAAGUCAGUACCUCACAGUGUUGGGUUCUGCAGUGCAAAAGGAGACCUCCUUGUAGGCAUUGAUAAUCAUCUCUACAAGAUACCACACUAUGUCUAUCUACCGAAGUCAUACAUGUUUAGAAUGGUCUCGAUGAAGUUUGGAAAACAAGCUGCGGAGCAUCCAUUACCUGAGACUCAGGAAAUAACUCAAAAAAUGACCAAAAAUGAUCUUUCUAGACUGAAAAAUUCACACUCCUCUUUUAAGUACUCAACAUUUACUGACAUCCUGACUCCAGAAGAAGAAGAAGAGAUAAACCGCGAGAGACUUAUCAAAGAAAAGGCAUUUAACCUCUUGUUGAACAGGGAGAACGAGUUGGCAAAGAUCCGAAAUGGGGAGUUGAUGUCAAGGAAGAAACCAAAAACAACUGCUAAGACAAAGAAGGUUGCAUUCACCCAGUAUAUGAAGAUGUUUUAUGAUAAACCAAAACCAACAAUUCCUAAAGAUGAUCCAUAUCCUGAAGACACUGUUAAAGAUGCUGUCAAAGAACCUGAGGUGCAAGAGAAAGAAGAAUAUCAUCCAGAAAGGGAACCAACAGGAUUUUUCCCACCGGCGUCGGAAGCCACACGACCCACGCCUCCUGAAGAUUCCCCUCUAAAGGCAGCUUAUCAUCUGGCCCCUAAUGGUUUUGUUCCCAACUCAAUACUCAUCAAACUGCUAUGGCCACAGGAGGCUAAAGACAAGAUGGCACAAAGAAAGAAAGAAGAAUGGAAAUUGCCAUCAUUCUCUGAAGCUCAGCUGGCAGCAAUUAAUAAAGUUAAACAGGAAAGAGAAGAGAUUGAAAGAAGGGCACAACAGCAGGCAAAUCUUGAAAAAUGGCCAUCUCUUGAUAGUUGGCGGGCCAAUUCUGGGUCAACUGUCAGUAAACCCCAGUCCGCCCUAACAAUUUCCUCAAAACGAACUUUAGGGUCAGGACAAAAAUCUGUUACAUUUUUGUCGGUUCGAAGUGGAAAAGGGGAUGGUGAGGAGGAGUUACUGGAGGAAGAUGAAGAUGAAUUUGAGGAUCGCGUUAUGGAGAUGGAUUGGGGAGAUGAUGAGGAUACUAUUUAUAAAGAGAAGAGUAAGCUCUCUGAUACGGAUGGUACUAAAUCAUCUCUUAUGAAUAAAUAUGCAGAUAUAAUGGCUAAACCCCCAACGCCGCAGCCGGAAGAGGAAGCUAUUACAAAGGAGGACACACUGGCUUCAAAGGAGAAAACAAUGGAAUCUACAAAACAAACUUCCGAUCUUAGUCAGAAAUCCACCCCUCGAGAAAUCAAGCCUACGAAACCUAUUAAAAAACUUGUAUCACGCCCACCACCUCCACCGCCGCAACCAAAGACAAAAACACCUCCACCACCAAAGAAAGAGACGCCAGAACAAAAACAUGUUGAUCGUGUAAAGACACCAGUACCAAAACCAGUUACCCCGCCACCUCCACGACAGAAGACGCCAUUACCUGGGUUUAUCACGCAGUUCAAGGGGGUCGAAUGGUUUGAGAAGUACUUUCCUAAUUGUGAAAAUACAAUACCAAAACCAUGGUCUCUGGAAAACUUUGUUGCUGCUUUAGUCAAACUGAUAAAAACAGUCGACUAUUCCUAUAAAAUUGCCAUUGUGGAAGCUCUACUUAUGCUGCAUGCUCAAGACGAGUUUGCUGAUAGCCUUUCACACUCGGUGAUGAAAGCAAUGACCAGUGUGUUGAAUCAUCAGAAAGAUUAUCCUACAUGUAUGAUCGAGGAUCAGAGAAAUUUCAUUAUAGUUUGCAUCAAGGGUAUGCAAAAAUUGUUGACAAGCCCUGAUAAGGAGUUUGUUACAGAGUUAUUGGUACAGUUUCUCGAUGGAGAUAAAGAAGUAAGGGCUGUUGUAAAUACCAUACUGACGUCUAUUGGUAUGCAGGAUCAGCAUAAAUUCUUGCCGAAAGAGUUGGACUCGUGGGAUAUCUGGAACGUAGAGGAGGAUGAUCGUAAAUCAGACCUCAGGAAAAUGUGUCAUCAGUGGUUAGAUAGGUGGAUGACGACAUACAAAUUGCAUUUAGAAGAUACUAUUGAACGUAUGAAGAAGGGACAAAAUAUACACGGCCGAAUGUCAAGAGACCAGUUCAAGAAGAAGGGGUCAUCAUCACCACAGAGUAAAAGCAUUCUUAGGAGAUCAGUGGGAGUCGGCACCGAUACAGCUAUCAACGAAGAUCAGGAGACAAUAACGACUUUAGAUGAUGCUGGCAAAAGAGGUGUUACAGUCACAUUUGACAAGCCGCCCGAUCCAGCACUUAUUGAGAAUGCCACUUACAUUGAUGCUAUUAAUUAUUUCUGUGAUAUGAUGUUUGAGAAAGAGAUAGAGGCUAUGAGGGCACCAGGCAAGCGUAUGCCAGGUUCUAAAGAAAAUGUUGUGCAGGCAAAAAAUACUGUCUUGGUAUUACCAAAGAUACCUCAUAAACCCAGCUUAGUUAGGCUUGGGGAGACACACACCAGUCACUGUCGACCACACAGAGAAACAAACCUUCAUGUUGAUUAUCGUCUGCCGCCGCAGACAGCAAGAGGUUACCAUCCAUUCCCUGGUCAGAUCAGCGGAUUUGUUAAUAGCAUUAACCUUCCAAUGAAGCCGCUCAUGUUGAAUCCUUUCCCAAAUGCUCUAGAUGCAUUGGACGCACGAUUCCAAGAACCUAUUUUGAUAACAUUAAAAUCAGCACAGAAAUAUUUCGUACCAUCACAAUCUAUCGUUCCUCAAGAGGCAGUUCCUGCCGCUCUGUAAUCUGAUUGGAUGAUCACAUUGAGGACAUGAUGUGCUACGUCAGUGUCUAUUUAUAUCUUUGAUUUGAUUGGCCGCAUUGACAUUUGUUAUUGCCUGGUGCAUAAAAAUGAAAAAAAAAGUUCUAAAGGAAUAAAUAUGGAAAUAACAGUCUUCAAGAUUUUAUAGACAGUUUUUAUCGAUAUAAGGCAUAUUUUUUUAGAAUAACUGAUACACGCGUUUAUAUCUUUAUCAAUUUUAUAUGUAUGUUAAAACUGUGUUGUGUUUUAUACAAUUUAUUAUGUUACAUAAAAUGUUGAUAUUUACUUUUGUUUCUAAAACGGUGCAAUGAAUCUUUCACUGAAUAGAUUAUGCAAAAUGCUGAAAUUUCAUUUUCAGAUUCUGGUCAGAUUAUUAACCGUCGAAAUUAGUGUAUUUUAGGCGGAACUUCUAUUAUACUGUCUUCAGUUGCAAAAGAAAAUUGUAUUACUAUGCCCUAAUUGAGGGAAAUGAUGUGAUACUCUGAAAUAUUUUUAUAUGUAUGGAACUAUAUAUAUAUAUAUCAAAUGUAUGCAUUACAAUCGAGCUCUCACAAGUAGCAUACUUGCACUACAUAAAUAUUGCAGCAUAGCUAAAGCAUUUCUGUAUGACAUUACUUCCAUUAAUUUAGGAAAACAUGACACUUUUUCUACAGUAUUGUCGAUACGUGUGUAGCAUUAAACGUAUAGUGUUACAUGUAUUUUGUCUGUGAUAUUUCUGAUUUUGAUAAAUCUUGAUUAGUAUACCAUUUGGUUAUGUUUUAGAUGACUGGUUAUACAAAAAUGAAUUAAAAUGAUAAAUUGUCACAAGUA